Molecule: messenger RNA, 2239 nt
Organism: Myripristis murdjan (pinecone soldierfish)
Lineage: Eukaryota; Metazoa; Chordata; Actinopteri; Holocentriformes; Holocentridae
Gene: alg2
Product: ALG2 alpha-1,3/1,6-mannosyltransferase
Exons: 5
Coding region: 139-1356 (405 amino acids)
Biological process (GO): dolichol-linked oligosaccharide biosynthetic process
Cellular component (GO): endomembrane system
Molecular function (GO): GDP-Man:Man(1)GlcNAc(2)-PP-Dol alpha-1,3-mannosyltransferase activity
Source: RefSeq, a predicted model, not a curated record
CGAACGUCUAGAUUAGAACGGCGAGUUUGAGCCAACAUGGCGUCUCACCGGCACAGUUUCCAGAGCAACCCAUGACAGCUCUCCUUCUGCGAGUGAGGCGCAUAGUCUUGGACAAGGGGCAUCAUCGAGAUACAAAGGAUGGCGCGGGUGGUGUUUCUCCAUCCAGACCUCGGUAUAGGAGGAGCAGAGCGGCUGGUGGUCGAUGCUGCCGUCGCUCUGAAAUCCCGGGGAUGCAGCGUUCAGAUCUGGACAGCCCAUUAUGAUCCCACACACUGCUUCUCCGAGACCCUGGACCCAGACCUGCCUGUGGUGUGUGUGGGUGACUGGCUGCCCACCAGUGUGUUUGGCUACCUGCACGCCCUGUGCGCCUACCUGAGGAUGAUCUAUGUGGCCCUCUACCUGGUCUUCUUCAGCGGGGUCGAGUACGAUGUCAUCUUCUGUGAUCAGGUGUCAGUGUGUAUCCCGGUGCUGAGGCUGUCCCGUCACAGGAAGAAAGUUCUCUUCUACUGCCACUUCCCAGACCAGCUGCUGACUCAGAGGAAGUCGGCCCUGAAGAAGCUUUACCGAGCUCCCAUCGACUGGCUGGAGGAGCGCACCACGGGCAUGGCUGACAUGAUUCUGGUAAACAGCCGGUUCACCGCGGGGGUCUUCAGGGAGACUUUCUGCAGUCUGAGCGGAGUGCAGACAGAUGUCCUCUAUCCCUCCCUGAACACACGUACCUUUGACCAGCCGUCCACUGAAGUGCAGGGUCUGGAUGGGCUUCUCCCCGAGGGAAACUCCAGCCUGUUCCUGUCUCUGAACCGCUAUGAGCGCAAGAAGAACCUGGGCCUGGCGUUGGAGGCCCUGGCGGUCCUGAGGGGCCGUCUGCCCUCCAGCCACACAGCAGGGAUUCACCUGGUGGUAGCAGGCGGCUAUGACGACCGAGUUACUGAGAACGUUCAACAUUACACUGAACUGAAGGAGCUCGCAGCCCAGCUGGAAGUGCAGGACUGCGUCACCUUCCUGCGUUCCCCCUCAGACGCACUCAAAGUGGCACUGCUGCGAGGCAGCCUGGCGGUGCUCUACACCCCCAGCAGAGAGCAUUUUGGCAUUGUUCCUGUGGAGGCCAUGUACUGCUGCUGUCCCGUUGUUGCUGUGAACUCUGGAGGCCCUCUGGAGAGUGUGGGGGAUGGGGAGACGGGGUUCCUCUGUGAACCCACUGCAGAGGCUUUCUCCAAGGCCAUGGAGAGGCUGGUCAGGGAGCCCCAGCUCCACAGGGACAUGGGAGAGGCUGGGAGGAGGAGGGUGCAGGAGAAGUUCUCCCUUCAGGCUUUCUCAGACCAGCUGCAUGGCUACAUCGUCAGGUUGACCCAGUGAGACAGCUCGGGAUUUGGUGUGGUGAUGGGAGUGAACUCUGAAUAGAAUGCACUGAUCUGAGCUCUGAUCUGUUACUCAGAGCAACAAUAUCCUCUGCUGACCUGUGAGAGGGACUGACCGUGGGCAAGUGGGGUGUAGCUCUAUAGAGAGAGGAAGUGGGUUUCUUAUAACAGAGUGAAUGUAUGUAUGUGUGCUGGGAGGUGGGGGGGUAUUGUGAGGACUCGGAGGACAAUUUAUCAGCGUUCCCCUGGAGGGGUUGCUGAGAGAGAAAAAAAGGACGGAAUCUCUGUACCAAUUAAGAAAAGAGUAACGAGUUUACCUAUCCUGUCCAUGGAAAAAUACCAUCCCUCUGAGUGUGUGUGUGUGUGUGUGUGUGUGUGUGUGCACAGCAGCACUGCAACCAAGAGCCUGACAAAUGAGUGUACCAAAAGGAUUGAUUGGUAGAAUGAAAUGUUUUGCACUGUGUAUGUGUGUGUUUAUUUUUUCCGCCUUCGCUACAGUAGUCUUUGUCUAUGUGUGUAUGGCAGUGAAGAAGAAUGUAGUUACCGCCAUGUGCCAUCAGGCAGUGCACAGCCCCAGAUCGAUACGUAGGAUGCUUUCCACCACUUCCUGUCCACCCAGAGCUUUGUUCGCUCCUUGCAUUCAGACGACGCUGGCCUGUCCAUGACUCUACGGCUGCACGGAGGUUAUUAGCAGAUGAUAGAGAGUGUUUGGCUUUAUUAGAGGUCUGGCUGAUGGGCAGUCUGUCUGUGUCUGGGUCAUUAUCAAUGGGGAGAAUAGCAGAAGGUCAUUGUGUCUGCAAGCUGGCCUCUUCAGCCCUCUUACUGUAUAGAAAUGCUCUUAUUGACAUUCCUGAAGUCUUAAUAAACAAGAGGACACAUAG